AUGCCUAUGAGUAAUGACAAAUUUGUGCAAUUCAGAUUACUUGAAGGCUUGCUGAAUGCAUUUCUCAAAAAUUAUCCAUUAUCUCUGCCUGAGCUGCGAUAUCUUGGGGAUUGUUCUGGAUCAACAAGCACCAGCAAAUUCAACAUUCCAAAGAACAUGAGAGAACAGAGCAUAACUGGUGCUUCCAGCAAAAGACAGAAGGGUUGCAAGGGCAAAGCCUCAGAAAAAAUGAAUCCUGAUGAUAAACUCAAGCAACCUAGAAUAUUGGAUGCUUUCAAAAGAGCAGGAGUAACAGUCAGUCAAGCGACAAACAAAGCUUCUUCACAACCAUCGUCAAGUGGAAUGAUGUCAAAGGAUAUUGCACAAGAUGCUAAUGAUCCUGGUGAAUUUGGGCUUAUAGAUUUAAUGGCAGCACCAAUUAAACUGGAUAUGCAAAGAUUCAAAUUCAGAACUCUCCAUACAACAUGCUUGUCUUUGUUGAACUACUCAGAGUGUCAAGAUUCAUCUUCUUACCUUGAAACUGAGCUACCAACAUAUCUAUAUCUUCUCCGUGAUCUGCAUAACAAAUUAGAUAAUCUAAAUCCUUCAACCAAGACUUUUCUUAGUACUUCUCAAGCAAAAUAUACUCGUACUCACUGCCAUAAGAGCACACAAGAAUUUCUUGACAAAAUCCAGCCUCUAUUCUUAGUUUUAAGGAGGCAUCUGGAUGGAGCAGUUUCAAUGAUCAAAGAUGUAUCAGAGAGCUGCCCAGAUAACUGGAGUUCACAUUCAUCUUCUGCUGGCAACCCAGGCAUACCAUAUGUGGUGGUCUCCAAAUCAUCAAUUGUGACUGCUGUAUGCAAGGAGAUUCUUGGCUGCUACAGGAAGUUACUUGCCAUUCCUGAUCUGUUGAAUCAACCAAACAUGUCAAUUCUGAAGCAACUUUUGCAGACUUUGCAGCCAACUGAAAAUUUUGAUGAUGUUCUUUCUGAGUUCCAACCAUCUCUUGCUCCUUGCAAUGUUGAUUACCUAUAUUGUGGAGCAUGUAAAAUGUUGGAGGAUAUUAUGGAUCCAGUGUCCUCGUUCUCAUACCUUUUGUCUUCUGAUGUGUUAAUUACUAUACAAUCAAUUGUGAAUUCUGUUGUUGUAUUGUUGGAAAAAUCUGGGGAACCAAAUGGGAAAAAUAUACACAUGGGAUGCUCCAAAGUGAUCAUUCCCUUUCUGCGAAAGCGUCUUGGAUACUCAGCUCAUAAGCUGCUAAGCGCUGAUUUCCCUAGCGAAGAUGCUGAAAAAGGAUGGCAGAGUAAAGGUGAUCUUAUACAGAAGAUAUUGCAAAUAUACCUCAGGAAUAGUGACUCUACUUCAGAUCUACUUGCUGAGAUAUUGCCUAAGGAACCUUCGCUCAAAACAAAAGAUACCCAAGAUGUAUCGUAUGGUUUUCCAACAUUGUGUUCCUCCACUAUUCCCUCUUGGUACCGUGUGCUUCAUGAGGAGAACACUGGGAGUUUAAACAAGACGAUCAAACAAGCACUGAAGGCUAGAGCAUCACCUGAAAGAGGAUCAGUUGAUACUAUUCUGCAAGAAAUUCAGAAAUCAGUGGAGACAUUUGUCUCUCUAAUAGGAUUGUGCAAGGCUCACGAAAAGGUUUCUAUGCAUGCAAUGGCAGUUAAACAUGGGGGAAAGUUUAUCGACACAUUUCUGAAAGCCUUCAGCUUUCUAGAGACACAUUUCGAGCAACAUAAUGGCACCAUAGUCAAAAUGCUAAGACUACUUCAGAAAGCGACAAGAAUAAUCCAAUCCAUAUGUUCAGAUGCUAAGGGUAACAAGCGGACAAUGAUCACAAGCAAAGUACCUCCUGCAAAGCGAUCCAUGGAGCGGUUCUUGUUCCAAGUUAAGGCGCUGCUACACAACUGCUCCACCGAGAAGGAAUUCCAGAUGGGCAAUUUGAAGCACAAGGACUUGCAAGGCCAUGUGGUGAGCUCUCAAGCCUAUGGGAGCGUGGACGAGGAAGAUGAGGAGCAGAUGGAGACUGACUCUGAGGCUCCGGAUGAGGAGAACGAUAACGACAACGCAAUGGACGAGGAUGCAGUGGAAGGGAGUAACGAGACGCCAAUGGAGGAGGAAGAGGAAUAG
Molecule: messenger RNA, 2112 nt
Organism: Miscanthus lutarioriparius
Lineage: Eukaryota; Viridiplantae; Streptophyta; Magnoliopsida; Poales; Poaceae
Source: the annotation of a GenBank genome assembly